AUGGCCAACCCCACGCCCGUCAGCGACGCCGCCGACACGCUUGGAGCCAUGCAGCUCAGCGAUACUUCGAACAGUUUCGUUUUGACUGAUCGACAACCCUUUCGCUUCCUAGAUCUGGCCGCAGAGGUCCGUAACCGCAUUUACGACUUUGCUGCUGAGACAGCUAAGCCCGAUGAGACACUUAGGCCCAGCAAUGGAGCCAACAUUGGUCUCACUCAGGUGUGUCGGCAAAUCCGAUAUGAAUUCAGGAAGGUCUACUUGCAGAAGGUUCCCUUUGUAGUCAGAACAAAAGACGUCGAGAGUUUUGUGAAGGCAUUCUUUUGGCUUGAUGGCACAGAUCAACAAGCACUCAUCAAACAAUACCCCGCUCACGUCUACUAUCUACACACACAGUCCGUGACGACAGACAUACUACCUCUCCUGAACGUCAGGAUGGCUUUUCCACAAGUCCAGUUCACCGUCUUGCCCGAUUUGGAAGAUCAUGGCGAACAUUAUUGGACCGCCACGAUGUGCGAAUACCUCAAGAAAUUCCUCGUUUACACAUCACGCGGAUUAAGGCACGAUUUGCAAGCAUCGAGGAUCUCCGAGUUCUGCUGCCAUUGCGAUGGUCGAUUCUAUGUCUGGUACAAGCCAGGGAAUGAGCCCUACGGCGUCAACAUGACACUGGAUAAGGAAGGACAAGAGUUCGUUGAUGAGACUCACAAGAUGCUAGGGGUUGAAGGCAGUUAUGACAUCCACUGUGGCAUCUCGUUUGAUGGUAUUGAUCAGCGUAACUGCAACAAUUCGACCUGCCGCAGAGUUGAAGAUGUGAUGUGA
Messenger RNA from Alternaria atra, 816 nucleotides. RefSeq lists its product as uncharacterized. The transcript is spliced from 2 exons. The coding region runs from base 1 to 816 and encodes 271 amino acids. NCBI's taxonomy places the organism in Eukaryota, Fungi, Ascomycota, Dothideomycetes, Pleosporales, Pleosporaceae. The record is from RefSeq and is a predicted model, not a curated record.